Molecule: messenger RNA, 839 nt
Organism: Aphanomyces invadans
Lineage: Eukaryota; Oomycota; Saprolegniomycetes; Saprolegniales; Verrucalvaceae
Exons: 2
Coding region: 28-711 (227 amino acids)
Biological process (GO): mRNA processing
Cellular component (GO): precatalytic spliceosome; catalytic step 2 spliceosome; Prp19 complex
Source: RefSeq, a predicted model, not a curated record
GUGCGGUUGCGACCACGAAGAAGCGCCAUGUCCGACCUCCCCGCCCAAUUCGCAUGUCCCCUCUUGAACGAGACGCGCCACUUGGUGGACUGCCUGGGCUACAUCGACACAAACUACGCGUUGGGUGACACGGCGAUGCAGAAGCUUGUCAAACUCCAGAUUGAACAACAACUCGCGCAGAUGCCGCCGUGCGACGACGACCACUAUUUGGCGUAUUUACCGUGCAUGGAUCUGAAACUCGAUUCGCUCGAGAUGAAGCGAGUUGCAGCCAAGGUGAAGCUGACUUCGAUCGACACAAACAAGUACCGUGUGGUUCCUCCAGCGCCGUCGCAGUUGAAGCAGCAGAGUCAAACGGAACAACUUGAGGCGUGGCAGAAGGCGACCAAUAACGCCAAGAUCGCAAUCGAGCACCAGCAAACCAGGAUCUUGAACCUGGAGAUGCAAAAUAAAUAUGGCGCGAACAGGUGGAAACUUCAGGUGGGGGUACUCCACGGCAUCAACGAACGCUGCAAAGAUGAACUGGACGAUCUGCGGAAGCAGACGGAUCAAGUCAAUAUGGAGCGGAAGGAAGAGCAGUUGCUCAAUGCUGACAAACUUCAAGGCCUCGAGCGUAGGCGCAACGACUUGACGCUGAAAACGCAAUGGAUUCAGCAAGCGUGCAGUUCCCUUGAGCGAAAUCUUAAGCGGCUGAAGCCGAAUCCAGUCGAAUAGGUUCAUGCGGCGUGCACCCGAUCCGCUGGGCUCUUUUCUGAAGAACCCGUCAAACUUCGAGAAAUUGCUCGAGAAAGCGUCCGUCGUGUAAUAACAACAAUUAAAUUGAAUUGAAAUUGCUUGAGAAA